AGUAUGUUUCCGAUCAGUCUGGGACUCCGCUGCCUGACAUCAAAAUUUAGACCUAACGAAACUGCUGAAUAUUUUGAUUCUUGGUGGAGUUUAGGAAGAUCUCCGAUUUUAUUUGAGUUCUUCAACGAUUGGGGUGGUUCCAAGUGUAUCAGACUUCUCAAUGUGAGCGGGUCAAUGAUGAACACGGGCCACAGCAUUAUAUUCACCGUGGAAAACGAUACUAGGCAUCACAUCAAUGUAACUGGAGGUCCUCUGUCCUAUAAAUAUCAAUUUCAAGAAAUCCACAUCCACUACGGCCUCCACGACCAGUUCGGCUCAGAGCACUCAAUAAAUGGAUAUGCCUUUCCGGCCGAG
This is a messenger RNA of Leptinotarsa decemlineata (Colorado potato beetle), 354 nucleotides long. RefSeq names its product Carbonic anhydrase-related protein B (gene CARPB). Lineage: Eukaryota; Metazoa; Arthropoda; Insecta; Coleoptera; Chrysomelidae. The record is from RefSeq and is a predicted model, not a curated record. Gene Ontology annotation, biological process: one-carbon metabolic process. Gene Ontology annotation, molecular function: zinc ion binding; carbonate dehydratase activity.